Molecule: messenger RNA, 483 nt
Organism: Rotaria socialis
Lineage: Eukaryota; Metazoa; Rotifera; Eurotatoria; Philodinida; Philodinidae
Source: the annotation of a GenBank genome assembly
AUGACUGAAGGAACAAACAAACGUACAACAAAUACCGAUGAUGAUUCAUCAUUGUCAAAUCGUUUGACACGUACAACUAUACGCGAAGCAAAUAAUCAUUUACAAAUGUUGUAUGAACGUAAUCAAGAAUUAGAACAAAUAAUUAAUGAACAAAAUCACGAACUACAUAGAAAAGAUUCUGAAUAUCAAAAAUUAUUGAAAUCAAAUCAAUUACUUGAGCGACAUUGUCAACAAUUACAAGCUUUACUUGAGGAUCGAACUCGACGAUUAUAUGUGUAUGAGCGAAAAGAAGUACUCUUUCGUGAAACUCUUGAAUUAAAACCAGCUAUCGAAUCACUACUUGACGUUUUGAAUACAUUCGAACAAAUAGAUAGUGCAUCAUCACUGCCAUCCAUUCCAAUUAAUUUCAAACCACUUCAAUUUGUACCACCAUCUAAUAAAAAGAACGAUAAUAAUGUUCAUCAUCAAAUCGAUACACUUUAA